Messenger RNA from Drosophila navojoa, 960 nucleotides. It is a transcript of the gene Ir21a, whose product is annotated as Ionotropic receptor 21a. NCBI's taxonomy places the organism in Eukaryota, Metazoa, Arthropoda, Insecta, Diptera, Drosophilidae. Gene Ontology annotation, cellular component: membrane. Gene Ontology annotation, molecular function: ligand-gated monoatomic ion channel activity. The record is from RefSeq and is a predicted model, not a curated record.
CAUUUUGCAAUCUCAUUUUCAGUAACUUAUCGAGACGUUCGGCAUUGCAUCUGAGCGAAGAAUGCUUUGCACUCUUUCAAAUUGGAUUUCUCUUUCCACGGAACUCGGUGUACAAGCGGAAGAUUGAUUCGAUGAUAAUGAUAGCCCAGGAGAGUGGACUGAUGAUCAAGCUGGGUCAUGAGGUCAGCUGGGCCAUGCAGAGGUCGGCCACGGGACGCCUCUUGCAGGCAAGCACCACUUCAUCGCUGCGAGAAAUCAUACAGGAAGAGCGUCAGUUGACUACCGCUGACACGGAGGGCAUGUUCCUGCUGAUGGGCAUUGGAUAUUUAAUGGGCGCAAUCGCACUCGUUUCCGAGAUCGUUGGCGGCAUCACCAAUAAGUGUCGGCAAAUAAUAAAGCGCUCACGCAAAUCCGCCUCCAGCACCUGGUCAUCCCAGCACAGCUCAGCCGUUGUGCGCACUACAGCCGAGCAGCAGGCACACGACGUGCGUAAGGCGGCACGUCGGCAUGCUGCCGAAGAUGCCAAUCAACGGAUGGGAUUCGGAAUGCGAGAGUUCAAUCUGACACGCACAACGCUGCGCGAACUGUAUAAUGCCAACAGGUCGGAGACCCAGCCACUGCAGCUGUGCGAUUCACACCCAUUGGAUGCAGCUCCUUUCUCGUCGAUUACCAUCAACGAGGUGCCCAGUGAAGUGUAUGACACCUUGGACGGUCUUGAUCAGUUCAUAGCCCGACUGGAGUUGGCCGAUGGACAGCAAAACACCGAACUUAGCGAAAGCGAUAUUUCCAAUGGAGGACUCGACAUCGAGCCAGAACACCACAUUGAUUAGAGCUCGCAAACGUCGUGACUUCAACACAGAAAAAGCGCUAGAGGAUAUUGGAACUCGAUCAACAGCAGCCCACGUCUUAUAUUACUAUGUGUUUUAAAGUAAAACCUUAAAUAAAGAAAUAUUAAAACGA